UGCGGUGACCGUGACACGGAGGAGCGGCGACAUGACCCAUCGGAAGUCCAGCCAAUUCCAGAGCCUGAGAAUGCAGUCGGACCCUGAACAACCCUCCGAACUGCGGCGGGAAAUCAAGAGGGACCUUAGCUCAGCGGAUGAACUAGCCUCGCAUAUGGGAACAGGUGUGCGGUCCGAGUUCGGCACCGUGGUCGCGGUGGAAGAGGAAGAUCCUGCAGCCAACUUGUUCCCGCCUCCUCUGCCCCAGCCCCGGAUCUGCAUGUGGAAGUACCUGGACAUCCAUUCCAUGCACAGGCUGGAGAAGACGGCCAACACUGAGGAGAUGAGGGAGGUGCUGGCCAACCUGCUGGGGCUGGGAUGGCCUGAGCAGAGCCUUCAGGAUGCCAUCACCCUGGAUCUCUUCUCCCAUGCACUCAUCUUCUGCCGCCAGCAGGGCUUCUCGAUGGAGCAGACAUCAACGGCUUGUGCCCUGCUCCAAGAUCUUCACAAGGCCUGUGUUGCAACCCCCUUGGGCAAUGUGGAGGAAUGUUACCGCUACUUCACCAGUGUUCUUUUUUGCCAUGGAGUCAGGCGGCCCCCUUUCAGUAUCAACCUUUUUAAGGAGGAACAGCUGCUGGCCCUGGCUGAUUAUGUGGUCAACACCUACUUUCGCCACUUCAAGCUCUACAAAUACGUCUUUACUCCCCAGGUGCGGCUAGAUCUGUCUUUGACUUAUUUAGGGCUGCAGCCACCCAAGCUCUGUUCAGAGGAUGAGAGAGAGAAAGAAGGUAGUGAGGAGGUGGAGGACCAGGCAGUCACCCUACAGGAGGAGGAACCAGAAACGGUGGCUGAGCCACAGCAAGAGCCAAGCCAGGUCUCCCUCCUCCGAGCCUUCAUCAAGACCCAGCUGAACAAGGAGCUGGAGCUGCUGCAGCAGCUGGUGGAUGAGCGGCUCAAGGCCAGCGAGGAAAGGCUCAACAGCAAGCUGACCACACUAGAGCGGCCCUUCCAACUACCUCCGGGCAAAAACAAGAAUAAGACCAAGUGACUCCCCGUGUUUUCCCCAAUAAAGGCCUCGGCCAGAGUGGCCCCA
Myotis myotis is the source of this 1072-nucleotide messenger RNA. It is a transcript of the gene CFAP119, whose product is annotated as coiled-coil domain containing 189. The coding region runs from base 32 to 1027 and encodes 331 amino acids. The transcript has 9 exons. NCBI's taxonomy places the organism in Eukaryota, Metazoa, Chordata, Mammalia, Chiroptera, Vespertilionidae. The record is from RefSeq and is a predicted model, not a curated record.